This is a messenger RNA of Malaclemys terrapin pileata, 1854 nucleotides long. It is a transcript of the gene LSM7, whose product is annotated as LSM7 homolog, U6 small nuclear RNA and mRNA degradation associated. The coding region runs from base 327 to 659 and encodes 110 amino acids. The transcript is spliced from 4 exons. Lineage: Eukaryota; Metazoa; Chordata; Testudines; Emydidae. Gene Ontology annotation, biological process: nuclear-transcribed mRNA catabolic process; mRNA splicing, via spliceosome. The record is from RefSeq and is a predicted model, not a curated record. Gene Ontology annotation, molecular function: RNA binding. Gene Ontology annotation, cellular component: U2-type prespliceosome; U12-type spliceosomal complex; Lsm1-7-Pat1 complex.
UGCCCUGAAAAGCCCCGGCUGCGGGGGCGAACGCUGAGUUGCGUUCCUGGCGGGAGGGCCGCGUGUGGCGGAAGCAGCAACACGGCGAGUGACUGGUGCGGCACAAGCUGGGAUGAUGCCAAACACAGCGGGGCGCCGCAAAGCAAACCAGAGUGUAAAUUUCCCUUAGGAAAGUUAUAAGGGAUGAAGAAGAAUCCAGUACACUGAAAGUCCCCUUUCCAAAGGUUUAGCACGUGCCACGAGACUCUUAUAAUCGAUCACUACUGUCAUUCCUGAAGCUAGUGUGUUGAGGUGUGAGAGUUUUAUGGCUCAAUUUGGAGAUAAAGAUGUUACUUGAAUACUGCCUCCGUUUGGAUAAAGAAAAGAAGAAGAAAGAGAGCAUUUUGGAUCUCUCAAAAUACAUUGACAAAACAAUUCGAGUAAAAUUCCAAGGUGGUAGGGAAGCUAGCGGAGUCUUGAAAGGAUUUGACCCUCUUCUAAACCUUGUGCUUGAUGGCACUAUUGAAUAUAUGAGAGAUCCAGAUGACCAAUACAAACUAACAGAGGAUACCCGUCAGCUGGGACUGGUGGUUUGCAGAGGAACAUCCGUGGUUCUUAUUUGUCCACAGGAUGGAAUGGAAGCUAUUCCAAACCCUUUCAUUCAGCAGCAGGAGGGCUAACGUUUUCUUGGGACUCACUGAAGCCUCAAGGCUGCAAAUCAUUGGAGAUAAUGAACAGUGUAUGAGAAACCUUCCCAUUUUGGGGAAUAGAUUGCUUUUUUUUUUUUUUUUUUUUAAAUGUUCAUUUUAUAAAGGGCAGAAGGACCUUGACCUUUUUACUUUGCCAUUUCCCACGGUGAUAGCAGGAACACUGAAUGACAACUGCAAAAUAAGAUCUAAUUUUGUUCAAUAAAGAAAAACUUCAUUACUGAUCUAGUCAGUGUUCAAAUUGAAGUCUUAAAGGUACAGGGAACCCUUUCUUUAUUCUGGGUUUAAAAUGACUGAUUGGAAAUCAUAGUGGUAGCCAGCAGGCAUGCGUGAAGAUUGGAUCCAAAAGACUAAUUAAAUACGCCCAAAACCAAGUUUUCAUAGUAGGGAGACAAAGUGGGUGAGGUAAUAUCUUUUAUUGGACCAAUGUCUGUUAGCGAGAGACAAGCUUACACAGAGAACUUCUUCAGAUCUGUUUUUUCCAUCCUGUUUUCGUUCCUCUAGGCAGCAGAAUUCAUAGGCAGAGACCAUUUCAUAGAGUAUCUUAAGCUCUGUACUAGUGAUUUCUUACCUGCCUGCCCACCCUGAUACUUAGACUAGGUCUACACUACCCGCCUGAAUCGGCGGGUAGAAAUCGAUCUCUUGGGGAUCGAAGUAUCGCGUCUCGUUGGGACGCGACAAUCGAUCCCCGAAUCGACGCUCUUACUCCAACAGCGGAGGUGGGAGUAAGCGCUGUCGACGGGGAGCCGUAGAGGUCUAUUUUGCCACUGUCCUCACAGCGGGGUAAGUUGGCUCCGAUAGGUCGAAUUCAGCUACGCUAUUUGCGUAGCUGAAUUUGCGUAUCUUAAAUCAACACACACACACACACACACACACACACACACACAACCUGACCUUAUAGGGAAACUAAUUUGAGUGUUUACUGACUUGUUACCAUUCUUUAUAAACACCAGAGCUAAGAAGGGAAUCUAUUAAUUUCUCGCUCUUGUUCCAAAUCUUACCUUCUUGGAAUUCUUCUAUAUAGCAGAUUGGACUUGUAGCUUGCACACAUACUCCCACUUGUGAUUUCUUCUUGUUGACUUGUAACUAUGCAUUUCUAAACUUUAUACAUGAUACAUGGGAAUACUUCAGAGCAACUGUGAAUAAAUAAAAGCUCUUAUGAGGCUAA